Messenger RNA from Drosophila albomicans, 715 nucleotides. RefSeq names its product zinc metalloproteinase nas-11-like. NCBI's taxonomy places the organism in Eukaryota, Metazoa, Arthropoda, Insecta, Diptera, Drosophilidae. The record is from RefSeq and is a predicted model, not a curated record. The coding region runs from base 1 to 696 and encodes 231 amino acids. The transcript has a single exon. Gene Ontology annotation, biological process: proteolysis. Gene Ontology annotation, molecular function: zinc ion binding; metalloendopeptidase activity.
AUGUGGUCAAUAAUCGUCUCAUUGGGCUUGGUGUCCAUCGUCAGUGCGGAGUACUUUCAGUGCGAUUCCAACGAGAUUGACAAGACUCGUAACGCGCUGAAAAACCCUUCACGACUUUGGCCUAAUACCCAAAUAUAUUAUCACCUCUCCAGUGAAUUGAGCGACGAGGAAAAGUCGAAUGUUCGCCGUGCGUUGACCUUGUUUAGCGAGCAGACCUGUCUGAAGUUCUUGGAGGUGGAGGAAUCAUCACCGCUUCACUAUGUCUACUAUAAAAAGUCACCCAAAAGGUGCGCCACAUAUGUGGGUUACAUACCGAUGUUCAGGCCACAUGUUGUACAUCUUACCGAGGGUUGCUUAAAUCAUACGGGUCCCAUCCAGCAUGAGACACUCCAUGUGCUGGGCUUGUAUCAUGAGCAGAGUCGUCAAGAUCGCGAUCAGCAUGUGUUUAUCGAUUGGGCAAACAUUGAACGCAAAAAGUGGAAUAAUUUUGCUAUCGUCAAGGGAACCACCUCCUACGGUGUGCCCUAUGACUUCGAUAGUAUUAUGCACUAUCGUAAAAAUGCGUUUGCCAAGAAUGACAGCAUUCCGACUAUUUAUGCUAAAGUCAAUGGAAAGCCGGUGGAGCGAGAGAUGGGCCAACGGCUGGCUCCUUCUGAGGGUGAUCUUAUCAAAAUACGCAAAAUGUAUAAUUGUUAGGCUAGAUGGACAGACAGCC